Apodemus sylvaticus (European woodmouse) is the source of this 459-nucleotide messenger RNA. It is a transcript of the gene Nms, whose product is annotated as neuromedin S. The transcript is spliced from 9 exons. Bases 1 to 459 code for a protein of 152 amino acids. The record is from RefSeq and is a predicted model, not a curated record. NCBI's taxonomy places the organism in Eukaryota, Metazoa, Chordata, Mammalia, Rodentia, Muridae.
AUGAAACAUCUGCUCCCCCAGUUCCCUCCAAUCCUGGCCAUCUACUGCUUCUGUAUGCUGCAGAUUCCUCCCUCAGGAGCUUCUCCAUCUGUAGCUGAUCCUCCCGACAGCUUGGAUAUUGCGGAUCCCGAGCGACUGGCACACUUUCUGAACCUGAGGGAAACAGGUUCUAACCAACCUAAGGAAAACCAGGAUGCAUACAAAAGGUUUUUAUUUCACUACUCCAGAACUCGGAAGCCAACACACCCAGUUAACUCUGAGAUUGCUCCGGUCCAUCCAUUGAUGCGCCUGGCCGCCAAGCUCGCCAGCCGAAGGAUGAAAAGACUUCCGGGAUUGCUGCGCCCACAUUCCAGGAUGGCGACUGUGGGCUUCCCUAAUAAGGAUCCUACUACCAGCUUGGGGCGGCCAUUUUUCCUUUUCCGGCCUAGGAAUGGAAGAUACACUGACAAAUUCCAGUAG